GGCACCCGGAAGUCUGUGGUGGCCGAGGCGAUCAAGUGAACCCUGUGUGAUAACAGCUCAUCUUGGGACCCAUGUGUAUCAUCUUCUUUAAGUUUAAUCCUCGCCCUGUUUCCAAAAAUGCCUACAGGCUUAUCCUGGCAGCCAACAGGGAUGAAGCCUACCAGAGACCUGCAAAGGUAGCCGACUUCUGGGGGAUCAACAAUGAUAUCCUUAGCGGGCUUGACAUGGAGGAAGGCAAGGAAGGGGGCACUUGGCUGGGGAUAAGUACGCGGGGAAAACUGGCAGCAAUCACCAACUACCUGCAGCCACGGCAAGACCCAGAUGCUCGCAGCAGAGGUGAACUUGUGGCCCAGUUUCUGACCACAGACAUGGAUAGCCUGUCCUACCUGAAGAAGGUCUCCACAGAGGGCCACCUGUACAAUGGUUUCAACCUCCUGGCAGCUGACCUGAGCACAGAGAAGGGAGAUGUGAUUUGCUACUAUGGAAAUCGUGGGGAGCCUGAGCCUGUUGUUCUGACACCAGGCUCCUAUGGCCUAAGCAAUGCUUUGCUGGAGACACCCUGGAAGAAACUGUGCUUUGGAAAGCAGCUGUUCCAGGAGGUCGUGGAGCAGAGCCAAACUCUCUCCAAGGACGCCCUUAUUGCUCAGCUCCUAGAAGUGCUCAAUAAUGAGGAGGCGCAGCUGCCAGACCCAGCCAUUGAGGAACAGGGCCAGGACUAUGUGCGGCCCAUGCUGAACAAGUAUGCGGCUGUGUGUGUGCGCUGCCAUAACUAUGGCACCAGAACCAACACAAUCAUCCUGGUGGAUGGGGAUGGGCACGUGACCUUCAUAGAGCGUACCAUGCUGGACAAGGACCCUUCACUCUGGAAGACCAGCACCUAUGAGUUCAGGCUGCAGAGCUAAUGUGCCACUCUGAGGGAAACUUCCCCUGAUAUGCUGUAUUCCAGUGCAGGGGCCUUGUGAC
Messenger RNA from Suncus etruscus (white-toothed pygmy shrew), 963 nucleotides. RefSeq names its product transport and golgi organization 2 homolog (gene TANGO2). Gene Ontology annotation, biological process: Golgi organization; protein secretion. The record is from RefSeq and is a predicted model, not a curated record. Bases 72 to 902 code for a protein of 276 amino acids. The transcript has 9 exons. NCBI's taxonomy places the organism in Eukaryota, Metazoa, Chordata, Mammalia, Eulipotyphla, Soricidae. Gene Ontology annotation, cellular component: Golgi apparatus.